Messenger RNA from Exophiala aquamarina CBS 119918, 1647 nucleotides. RefSeq lists its product as uncharacterized. Gene Ontology annotation, molecular function: amino acid transmembrane transporter activity. The record is from RefSeq and is a predicted model, not a curated record. NCBI's taxonomy places the organism in Eukaryota, Fungi, Ascomycota, Eurotiomycetes, Chaetothyriales, Herpotrichiellaceae. Gene Ontology annotation, biological process: amino acid transmembrane transport. Bases 1 to 1647 code for a protein of 548 amino acids. Gene Ontology annotation, cellular component: membrane. The transcript has 4 exons.
AUGGACCCAAAAAUCACUGGCAGCGAAUAUGUCCAGGAAACGAAAGCCUCGGACGCGGACGUCGAACCAGCCAAACGACAUUCUAUUACUGGCGACGUCUUCGUCCAUGAUCAUGGUGCGGAUUCUGAACUGAGGCGAAUCCUCAGCACCCGCCAUCUCACUAUGAUUGCUCUGGGCUCCAGUAUUGGAAUGGGUCUGUGGCUAGGUUCUGGAUCAUCUUUGAUCAGCGGUGGCCCUGCAGGUAUCUUCCUAGGGUACUGUCUGUCGGGUGCAAUGAUCUGGUCUGUGGCACACUCCAUUGGCGAGAUGGCUGUCAUGUACCCACUCCCUUCUGCUUUUGUUCAGUGGACCGGCAAAUUCGUUGACCCAUCUGCUGCCUUUGCCCUUGGUUGGGCAUACUAUUUCUCCUUUGCAAUCACCGUUGCCAAUGAGCUAGCUGCUGCAAACACUGUCAUCAGCUUCUGGACCGACAAUGUCCCAAUUGCAGCCUGGAUCACGAUAUGGUGGGCAGUGCUUGUCCUAGUGAACGUCGGAGCUGUCACCAUCUUUGGUGAAGUUGAAGUCGUUUGCAGUACAAUCAAGUUCAGUUGGAUCUUCGUGGUCAUCAUCUCUCUCAUCGUUGUUUCCGCUGGAGGCGGCCCCAACCAUGAGUCAGUUGGCUUCCGUUACUGGAACGACACGCCCUUCACCAACGGGUUCAAAGGAUUCCUCUCUGUUAUGCCCACUUGUAUCUUCGCCAUGGCCGGGUCUGAAAAUGCUGGUUUAGUUGCCGCCGAAACUAUGAAUCCUCGAAAAGCUGUCCCACGUGCCGUGGGCUCCAUCUGGUUACGACUAUCAUUGUUUUAUCUCCUGGGGUCACUGAUGAUCACAAUCAAUGUCUCUCCAUUUGAUCCAGAUCUUUUUGGAGCCGAGGGUACAAAUGCAUCUCCAUUUGUCGUUGCAUAUCGCAAUGCAGGAAUCCCUGCCCUAGCUCAUAUAAUGAAUGCCAUCAUCCUGCUGUCCGUCAUCUCUUGUGGCUCUAUCUCGAUCUAUGCUGGUGCACGUACAGCAAUGGGACUUGCAUAUCUCGGCAUGGCACCAAAGCAAAUGAAAAAAGCUGACAAACUAGGACGUCCGUGGUGGGGUCUAGUUCCUAUCAUUGUCGUUGGUGGCGGCUUGGGCUAUCUCAAUGUCAACAAUUCAGGAUCAGAGGUCUUUGGUUGGUUCUCCAAUCUAACAUCCCUCUAUACUCUGUUCGGAUGGGGUAUGAUCUGCCUCUCUCACAUCAGAUUUCGGCUGGCCUGGAAAAUGCAGGGUCGUGAGCCAUCCGAACUUCCCUGGAAAAGCUGGACCUACCCUUACGCCGCAUGGUUCGGAUUCAUGAUGUGUGUCAUCCUCAUCAUUGUCCAAUUUUAUCUCGCAGUGGCACCGCUUGGAGCUACUGUCACUGCUGAAUCGUUCUUCGCAAACUACGUCUCGGUCCUCGUCAUCUUGGUGCUGUGGGCCGGUGCGAAGAUCUACUAUCGUGGCCGAAGAUGGGUUGACCUCAGUACUGUGGACUUGGACUAUGGACGACGAUUCUAUAACGACGAAUUGGACAAGGAGAAAGGUCACAAGACGGGAAUUAAAGGCGUGGCUUUGAAGACUGUUGGGGCUAUUUUCAACUAG